Molecule: messenger RNA, 2281 nt
Organism: Oncorhynchus kisutch (coho salmon)
Lineage: Eukaryota; Metazoa; Chordata; Actinopteri; Salmoniformes; Salmonidae
Gene: igbp1
Product: immunoglobulin (CD79A) binding protein 1
Exons: 6
Coding region: 252-1298 (348 amino acids)
Biological process (GO): regulation of dephosphorylation; regulation of signal transduction
Cellular component (GO): cytosol
Molecular function (GO): protein phosphatase 2A binding
Source: RefSeq, a predicted model, not a curated record
UGGGAGUCGUCCCAAAUGCUGGAAGGCAGGCGACAAGUUUAGGUCCCAAAAUAGCCAAUUGAAACGCAUUGGGCUUAUUUUGGCGAGAGUGAAACCCUAGCAUUGCCCUAACCACAAUAAUGAUUUUUGCAACAAUUCUGACUUCGUGGCUGUGCUAACUAGUGGAAACCAUUUGAAUCUUGUCAUAAAGGAAGUGAGCGUAGAAUGAAUACGGAAGCCGAUAGUAGUCAUUACAUAGAAAAAAGAAAAAAAUGGCAGCCGCUGAAAGCACUAGCUUGUCACCAAGUCAGGCAGAAGAACCGCCUAAACUAUCUGAUUUAUUAGAUCGGGGAUGGAAACUAUAUGAGGAGGUGGACACCACAAACGAUCCCAUCGCAGCUACCCAUAUCCAGGUUAAAAUCAAGCGUGGGAUAACGCAACUGGAAGAGGCAACGCGGAUGGUUGCCCAGCUCGACUUGUUCAGCCGAAAUGAAGAAUUGGAGGAGGUAGCAACAACAGAUCUGAAGUAUCUGAUGUUGCCAGUCCUCCUGGGGGCUCUUACUAUGAAGCAAGUGAACCUGCCAAAACGACUAGAGCAAGUUCAGAUAGCAAGAUGUUACUUUUUGGACUUCUUGAAAAGAUGUAAGGAGUAUAACAUAUCAAAGUUUGAACUACCCAAAACCAAUUUAAACUCUGCUGGCACACUGGAAGAAGAAUCUGCAAAUGGGCCCCCCAAACCUCCGGACUUGAUUGCAAUGGCGACAGUAAGAGCGGCAAAGAUAGAAAGAUACACCCAGAGGAAGAACACAGAGGCCAAGCUAUCAGAGAUCAAGGCAGCAGUGGACAGUGGGCAGGCAGAUGACGAGAUAGUUAGAGACUUCUACCUCCUCAACUUGAGGAAAUGGAUUGUUGUAUCCCUGGAGGAGAUUGAGAGCAUUGAUCAGGAAAUUGAGAUUUUGACCAGGAUGGAUGUUCUAAAACAGAGUUCAGCAGAGCCAUCACAAUCUAAAAGGCCUCCCAUGAAACCCUUCAUUCUCACCAAAGAUGCUGUUCAGGCCAGAGUGUUUGGGGCUGGCUAUCCCAGCCUGCCUACUAUGUCUGUGGAUGACUGGUAUGAGCAGCACAGGAAGAAAAAUGCCCUGCCGGACCAGGGGAUCCCUCGCAGCACUGAGGACGUUGAUGCAGAAGAACGAGAUCAAGAAGAGAAAGAGAAGCGGGUUGAAAAUGAUGACGAGGAGGCCUUGCAGAAAGCUAGAGACUGGGACAACUGGAAGGAUACACAUCAGAGAGGCUAUGGGAACCGUAAAAACAUGGGCUGACAACCAUCAAACACAGCAACAGUGCCAACCUGGUCUGCAGUAUUCAUCUGCUCUUAUUCCCUCUUAAAUACAUUUGAACAAGUUGCCAGUAUAUAUGGAAAGAUGGCCUUGAAGAAAAGGGAGGUUUAUACAAUCCCAGACAGAAACUGUUCAUAAGUGUCUGUUUAUGGUCUCUUUUUCUUCUGAUGCCGCAUAGCACAGUUUUCAUUGUGGCCAUAUCAGAGGAACAUUAUUUAGUGGCAGCCAUUAAUAUGAUCUGUAGGCUCUAUGCAAAUACACAACUAAGCAUUGACAACAAGGCCCAGUCUCUGUCGAGACAGCGCCGUGCUGUGCUUAAGAAGAUUAGUAAGUGAAUUUGAUGAUAUUGUCUAACAGCUGCUCCCAAACAGAGUAAUACAGAGUAUCCAGCGACACUUAAACUGUUGACUUGUGAAAUGCCCUAGGAAGGUGGUAGUAACACUCUACAGGUACAACAAAUUGAUUGAAUUUUGUCAUCCAUACUUCAUCUGAUUGGUUAUGUUAGCUCAUGUGCUUAUACCUAGAAGAUGUGCAUCACAAGAAACUCCAAUAUUGAAAGAUGUUUCCUCUGAUCAAUGUUCAUUGUGAAACUGAAUAAUAGUUUGCUAUGUAGGUAUGAUAUGUAGCUACCACUUUUCAUCUUGUUUUGCUUUUUGUUAAAGAACUGUUUGUGAAAGCCAAUUUGCUCUUCUCAAAAGUAUGGCUGACUCAUUUAAUUUAUUUUCCACCUCUUACAAAUGUACAGUUUGAACAGGCACUGGUUUUGACAGACUUGGUGGAUUCCUUUGUCAGAGUUGAUAACUCUUGGUCUAUUUUCUCCACAAUAGCAGGAAUUCUGUAUGGUCUCCACUGUAUGUAACAAAUUAUUUGAGUGUUUUGUACUUUUUCCCCAUUGUUUCUUAAAGAAGUUGCUAGUUCAUUGAAAAUAUGGAUACGGUCCAGAAUAAAUAUGAUACAGAAAGCUG